This is a messenger RNA of Caenorhabditis angaria, 903 nucleotides long. The record is from the annotation of a GenBank genome assembly. Lineage: Eukaryota; Metazoa; Nematoda; Chromadorea; Rhabditida; Rhabditidae.
AUGUCGUGGGAUCCAGAAGAAAAUCUCAGAUAUGGCGGUAUGCAAAGCGACGUCGAUGAUGAUGAGGUAUGAAUUAUGUAGAUUAACAGGUUUCCAACAAUUUUCACAUUAAAAAUCACAUAGAUUUUCUAUUUGUUUAGUGAGCUAAAGCUCUCAAAAUUGUGCCCGCGCAACACUCUUGAAACUCUCUUGGCAUUGGGGAGAAAAAUCGAUAAUGAUUUCAUGAUUUGAAAAAUAGUAAUAUAUCAAAAAAGGAAGCGAAAAAUAUGAAUUUGGAAAAAAACAAUAAAAUUUAGGCGCGCAAAGUUGCGGAACGUGAACGCAAGAAGGAAGAAGUCCGUAAGCGUCUUGAAGAAGCAUCACGUAUGAAGAAAGCCAAGAAAGGUUUCUUGACACCUGAAAGAAAGAAGAAACUUCGUAAGCUUUUGAUGAUGAAAGCGGCCGAAGAUUUGAAACAACAACAAAUGUUGAAAGAACAAGAAAGACAACGCAUUUUGCAAGAAAGAAUUAUUCCAUUGCCUGAUUUGGAUGCUGAAGACGAUUUGGAAGCGGUUUAUGAUGAAAUUCGUGAACGAUUGAUUGAUUUGGAAUCGGAGAAUUAUGAUGUUAGUUAUGAAGUCAGACAAAAGGAUUUCGAAAUUAACGAGUUGACCAUUGCUGUUAACGAUUUGCGCGGUAAAUUGUAAGUUACCCUAUUUCUAAAUACCUGUUAUCCAAAAGACUUUUUCCAGCGUCAAACCAACAUUGAAAAAGGUCUCAAAAACAGAAGGAAAGUUCGACAAACUCAAGAAAAAGGAGGCACCCAAAGUCGAUUUCCGAUCGCAGCUCAAAGUUGUCGACAAAAACGAAUUCGCUCUCGAUGAAGAAGAAAAGGAGAAAGUCAAAGCUGAUUGGGCUAAGUAA